Molecule: messenger RNA, 8289 nt
Organism: Scophthalmus maximus (turbot)
Lineage: Eukaryota; Metazoa; Chordata; Actinopteri; Pleuronectiformes; Scophthalmidae
Gene: hivep2a
Product: HIVEP zinc finger 2a
Exons: 19
Coding region: 760-8289 (2509 amino acids)
Biological process (GO): regulation of transcription by RNA polymerase II
Cellular component (GO): nucleus
Molecular function (GO): DNA-binding transcription factor activity, RNA polymerase II-specific; RNA polymerase II cis-regulatory region sequence-specific DNA binding
Source: RefSeq, a predicted model, not a curated record
CAGCUCCCGCACCGUGUCCCCCCCCUCACCAGGCAGUCAGUCUGCUUCCGUGUUGUGAUGAUGACGUCAGGGGGGAGGAGCCGGGUGACGGGACUCCCCCGACUGUCCACAGGGAUGGAGACUGAGUACAGAGAGGGGCUGUGACCAGUCGCGGACCUAAUAAUCUGGACCAGGUGGAAUACGGAGUUACACCAGGGCUUUUGAAGAUGGCGGCGUGUCGCAGGUGCUGCCUCCCGGCUGCAGGGGGAAGAAGAAGGACGGACCCAUGAGCCCACGUCUGGGGACUCGUAUAAAGGACUCCUGCUGAAAUCCAUCUGAGCACAUGCAGAACAUCAGGUCUUUAUUUCCUGAGAAAAAAACUGAACGACCCUUUGAUGCAGCAGGAAAGAGGAUCUUCAAGCACUUUUACCGAAAAGAAAAAUCACUGAAGAAGAUUUAGGUGAACUGGACAGAAAAACAACGCACAACAACAUUUGCUCGUUUAAAAAAUGGCCAAAGGAGGGAAAUAUUUCUGAUGUCAUCCACUAAAGCUCCAUUUUUAUUUCCGCUUCCUCACUCCCGUUUCCAGCCUGGCUCUAACAUCAGUCUAUUUGAACAACGGAUGGGUACUUCCUGUUUCUGUGAACUCGCUGGCAGCCCUCAAAGAAUCAGCCGUCAUGUCUGGUAGAUUGGGGAACUGGUAAUUCUCCAGUAUCUCCCCUCCCAACUACCCCCAUCAUCCCCCUAUCUCCGGCCUCUUCUAUCCCAUAGAAGAGCUCCAUGAAAAUGGAGGCUCGUGAAUCAGCUGACGUUGGGCACAAAUUCGCAAAUAAGGAACAAGUAAAGGAGAAGGUGCCGCUGCAAAGAAAGUGGGUUUCCGAGCCCUCUGCAACCACCAAGCGAAACACUUUCGCUGACCCGGAGUCGAAACAACGUGAGAGUUUGCCAUGUGGUGCCACCGGAGGAACAGCACCUCAUCAGAAGUACGCGGUCACAGGAAAUUCUGGAAAGCUGCUAUCUGGACCCUCUGCAGUUGGGGCCAUAGGAGGCCCGCCACCUCAAGACCCACAAAGGCCCUUUGCUCAGGGGUUUCCAAGGGGAUACUCCUACCAGCUGAGCCAGCCAUACCCUCAGCACCCCCAAACUGAGCGCUUCCUCUCAGGAGCCAAACCCCAGCCCGGCCUAGAGCCUCAUGCUUGGCCAUUUGCUGGCCAGUUGCCCUCAGAUGACCUGUACCCUGUGGGACACCCGGGACAUACACACCCUCAUGGGGCUGGGAGGUUUCCCCGACAGAAAUCUCCCAGUUUACCCAGCUCCUUUGGACAGUAUUCUCAGUCAGGCCCCGAGCCUGGAGAGGAGGGGUACAGCAAAAAAGAGCAGAAGCCGAAAAAGCCUGGUAAGUACCUAUGUCACUACUGUGGUCGAGCUUGCGCCAAGCCCAGCGUCCUGAAGAAGCACAUCCGCUCACAUACUGGAGAAAGGCCAUAUCCAUGUGUACCCUGUGGCUUUUCCUUCAAGACCAAGAGCAACCUUUACAAGCAUCGCAAGUCCCACGCUCACGCCAUCAAGGCUGGACUCGUACCAUUUUCAGAGCUAGCCGUGGCCCGCAGUGGGGACAUGGACCAGGCGUCGCCAGUGGGCGAUGCUGAGGUCCACUCGGAUGGAGAGCAGAGCACCGACACGGACGAGGAAGGUUUGGAGGGAUCCACCAUGCUGUUAGACAACGACAGCCCCAUCCCGCAGAUCUCUUUUGAGGCUGACAAGAAUACAGGUGGUGUGGAACCAGCAUAUGCAGACUUGGCUGAAGAGCUGCCUGUGGGAUCUAUUAAAGUGCCUAUCCUCAUUGUCCCCAAGCCUGGGGGAGUCCCCGCCACUGGCAUGGAGUGCCCACCUUUUCAGGACAUAAAGGGGUCACAUCACAUGUUGUCGUCACAGGUCGGCGGAAGGGCGCAUUCACUGGAUGACUCGCCCAGCAUCAAACAACGUUUGGCCCUGAGGCUGACUGAGAAAAAGGGCCAGGACACUGAAUGUGCCACGUCCCAGUCCCUGAACCUCCUCAGUCCUCACAGCAAGGGCAGCACAGACUCUGGCUACUUUUCCCGCUCCGAGAGCGCAGAGCAGCAGAUCAGCCCUCCAAAUGCUAAUGUCAAGACCUACGAAGAGAUUAUGUUCGGUCGAACUUGGUACUACCGACCCAACUCCAGGUCCAGACAGUCGAUCACAGUGGCCAUGGCAGGGGCAGACCCUAGCAGCCUGGCUAGUUUAAAACAAUCAGGUGCUAUUCUCGACAUGGGAAAGAUAGCUGAGGAUAAUAUCUGUUUCAGAGGGGAUGUAGGAAUCUCUGGAGAUCCCAAGCAGUAUCCAACAGGACCCUGUCAAAGCAGUACAGGGCUUCUCGAGCCUCCAUCAGAUUCUGGGCCCCUCAUAAGGAGCAACUCUAUGCCAACUUCCUCCCCGCCUAACCUCAGCGUCCCACCGGGUAUUCGGGGCAGCCACUCUUUCGAUGAGAUGAUGACAUCGGACGAUGUGUUUUACCCACAAGGGCUUCGCAUACUCAGAAGACAGGCUGCAUUUGAACAUUCAGCCACUGAAGCCCAUGUAGGAGAGGCUGAGGGCUAUGGACACAAGAAUUUAGCUAUGAAGAUUGGUGAGCGCAGCCCAGGAGUCCCAGAUCACGUUGCCUACAGCCCAUAUGGUACUAAAGUUAGCAUGUCAGAAAUAGCCACAAGAAAAAGGAGGAAAGAGGAGAGUGUUGGGGAUGAGGAGGACAGCCCCGGACAUUGUGACAGUAGCUGUAGUGGUUCAGUGGACAUGAUAGGGGACUAUGAGUUUAAGCAAAGUAGUCUUGAUGGGUCGAGAGCCACUCCAACAGGGAAGGGCUCUCUUGGUGCUCACAGCCAAUCAAACAGCUUUGAUACCUGUGCCAGCAUGUGCUCUGAGGACUUUGCACUGUUCACUGACUCUGAGGGCAGGAAGGCAGCUGGGAAUGUCAUAUCAGUCAUCCAACACACCAACUCCCUCAGCCGCCCUAAUUCCUUUGAGAAGUCAGAGUCCUUUGAGCAGUCAGGGUAUCCGUCAUCAGAUAAAGGUCCAUCCAGCCAGUACUCUGAGCAGUCCGACACAGAUAUCUUUGAAGACGCUCUGAGUCCUGAAUCUGCCCUGCUGAGGACAGAGAGCAUGGAGCAGCAGCUGCAAAGCGACAACGACCUGGCCUCUCUGUCAUCUUCCUCAGCUGCAGCCUCGCCCGGCCAACCUUAUCACAUCCCACACAAGCUGGUUCGGCAACCCAACAUCCAGGUUCCAGAGAUCAGGGUGACGGAGGAGAUAGACAAACCCGAGAAAGACCCCGUAGCUCCGAUGACCAAGGAGCCAGAUAAGCAGCAGCACGUCGAGGAGUUUCAGCUGCCGCAGAGGAGUGACACACUCUCCCAGAUGCCCUCGGAGAAGCUCCCCCCAAAGAAGAAGAGGCUGCGCCUGACGGACCUGGAGCACUCGUCUGGGGAAUCAAGCUUUGAGUCGACCUGCAACAGCCUUUCUCGCAGCCCCAGUCAGGAGAGCAACCUGUCCCACUCCUCUUCCUUCUCCAUGUCCUUUGACAGAGAUGAAGGCCUCAAGUCUGUCUCACCCACCAGACAGGAUGACUCGUCGGCCUCCGGUGGUGGAGCCAAGCCGUCAGAGUUUCUAACGGUACCCGGCAGCGGUCAUUCCAGCCACCACCAGCAGAGGGAGAUGAGGAGGUCUUCAUCUGAGCAGGCACCAUGCACGCUGCCCACGGAGUUGCCCGAAAUGCGCAGCAAGUCCUUUGACUAUGGAAGUUUGUCCUCCUCCAGACAAGGGGAGCUGUACUCCAGUGCCUCUGCAAUGAAGGAACGCCGGCGUGGAUAUCUUGUCCGACAGGCUUCAUUGAGUGUUUAUCCAGAGGCAGUCGCUCAGGACCCGGGAAGUACUGAGCUGUCAAUCAAACAGGAGAGUUUGGAACAUGGGGCGUGGCCUGGACCGACGGGAUCCCCCCACAGCAGCAGUGAUGUAACCAGCAGAACCAAGAGAGUAGGCGGCAGCGGCACUGGUGGUAUGGGAUCUCACCGACACCAUCAGCAUCUCCUGCAGCAGAGUAUCAGUGAGGAUAGCCUGCAGGAUGAACCACUCUACGUCAGGUCCAAGCAUCAUCGCCUGAAGGCACAGGGCUCAUCGUCUGAAGGAGAACAUCCAGGUCACGAGGUCAUUAACAAGGAGCUGAUCCAGCAGUACCAGAGUGGUCCCCCCUUCCUUUCCUUCCAGCAACCAGGUCUAUUCUGGAGCCAGGAGGCCGGACAGACACCCAGACAGCAACUCCAAAAACUCCACAUCAGAUCACCAGGCGCCGUUGCUGGACAUCCACCACACAAGCAACAGCCGCUCCACUCCCUGCAGCAAAUCCAUGAUCAACAGUCACACGAUGGAAAGCCAGAAACUGCGAGCUCCCAAAUGUACUCUGCCUCUUUCUCAGCCCGAGCCUCUCCCUUGUCACAGCAACAGCAAAACUAUGGCUUGCUCUCCUCCAAGUUCCCCCUGCCCAACUCCACCGCCGCCUCCAUGCUUCUGCAGCAGAUCCAACCCGUCUUUGCCACCCAGAACCUGGGAUCCCAGACCUCGCUGCCUGGUAUGCUGGUUCCUGUACGGAUCCAAACCCAUGUGCCAUCGUUUGGUAGUGUUAUGUACACCAGUGUUAGUCAGCUGGUAGCUAGCCAUGGCAGCGGAGCACAUGGAGUAGGCUUAGCCAGGCCGGGAAGUGCCGACAACAGCGCCGCUUCUCCUGCAGUUGGCGUUGCAGGCACCAACAAACCACCUGGAGGAAUUGGAGGAGGUUUCAACUUGUCGCACUUCCUGGGACAGACCGAAGGCUCUGUGCUGCGCUACCCUCCCUGGAAGGUACCAGAAUCACUGCCAGAGCAACGGCUGAACACAGGAAUCCCUCUGUCGCUAACGUCAGGCACCAUAUCCACCACAGACGCCUCGGGGUCUGGCAUCGGCGGCAGCAAGCGCAUGCUCUCUCCCACCAGCUCCGUGGAGCUCUUCAUCGAGACUAAGCAGCAGAAAAGGGUGAAGGAGGAGAGGAUGUAUGGACAGAUUGUGAAGGAGAUGAGCGCCGUGGAGCUGAGUGGGACGGAAAGCAGUAGAAAGACGGAGAAGGGGCAGAGGAGCGAAGGCUCCAUGGAUGACUUUGAGAGGAUGUUUUCUUCUUCACCAAAGAUUGCCAUUCCCGUCCGUUCCUCGGCCCCCCACCUCCCUGAUGUACCCCGGGCUGAGAGCUUCACCCCUCCUCUCCAGAUUGUCACAGACCGCUCCCCGUCGUCGGGUGGCCGGGACUCUCCGGAGGAGCUGGACGUGGACGAUUCAGCUGCGGAGCCCAACUUGAGCCCCCAGUCUAUGGCCUCCUCAAACGACGCAGAAGAUACCGACGACACGAAUCGCCCUGCAUCCAGUAAGAACCCCGUCAGCAUGCUGGUUCAGCUCUCUGCGAACCAAAGCGCAGGUUUAUCCGCAACGGUGGGCCCCACCCUGCUACUCACGGAUGUGGCUGAUGUCCAGCAGUAUUUCCGGUUCCCCAGCCUGCGCACCACGAGCACAGUCAGCUGGUGUUUCCUGAAAUACACCAAACCCAACUGCACCGAGGCCACUUUGCGCGGCUCUGUCUACAGUUCGUGGUGCGUGAACUCGUACAAUCCCAAUCCUCUGAAUCUCAGCACCAAGGCUGCACUGGCCCUGCUGAGGUCCAAACAGAAGAGGGACACCGACUUGGUGUACGCAACAGCGGCUAUGUCACCCCCCAGCUCCGGAAAACUGGUUUCAUCUGUGGCCUGGAAGCUGAGAUUUGAUCAGUUGAAGCCAGAGCUGAUGCCGGUCGACGUCUGUCGCUUUGGGAGGAAGAUGAAGGGAGUGGUGUCGUGGGACCGUUCGAAGGAGGAGCAGGUGGAGAAGGAGGUGUCGGUCAAACAGCCCGCCACCGAACCGGCCCGCAUCAAGAUCUUCGAAGGCGGGUAUAAAUCCAACGAGGACUAUGUUUACGUCCGCGGUCGCGGCCGGGGGAAGUACAUCUGCGAGGAAUGUGGCAUCCGCUGCAAGAAGCCGAGCAUGUUGAAGAAGCACAUCCGCACGCACACGGACGUCCGGCCGUACGUCUGCAAGUUCUGCAACUUCGCCUUCAAGACCAAAGGAAACCUGACGAAGCACAUGAAGUCCAAGGCUCAUAUGAAAAAAUGUCUGGAGUUGGGAGUCUCCAUGUCUUCGGUAGAAGACGCUGAGGCAGACGAUGGAGAUGGCGGAGACGAAGGUCAGAGGUCCGAGAAGAGUAACCGAGGGUCGACGUCCGAGCACCAGUUCUCCGACGCAGACGACUCAGACGGCGGCGAGGAGGACGGCGACGAGAUCGACGAUGACGACGAGGACGAGGACGACUACGACGGCGACUCCACUCCGAAGACCCGCUCGCGCUCCACCAGCCCGCAGCCCUUCGGCCUGCCCUCCCUGUCCAUCACGUCCGUGGCCGCCGCCCACCCGUCCCCUCACCUGUCGUCCGACCUCCUGGGAAACGCCAACAGGCCGCCGCUGUUCGGCUACUUCACCACCGUGCCGAGUAUUCACAUCACGCCGCAGGCGCCGCCCGGCGACCCGACGGGGAGGGGGGAGCGUGGUCCGGAGUACCAGCGAGGCCUGCAGAGGACGCAGGGAAGCAGGCUGCUGGUCCCGCCCUCUUCCUCCUCCAUGGAUGAAGACCUUUCGCUCCCCUCCCCAGACCUCUCCUCCCCCUCCUCCCGCCUGUCCUCACCCGGGCUGGACCACUCCGGCUGCCCGUCCCCCAUUUCCCCGUCCUCCUCUCCGUCCGCUCGCCGUUACCUCUCGCCACGUCGCGACCUCUCACCCCGCGCCCGACACCUCUCGCCCCGGCGGGACGCCUCCCCUUUGCGCCACAUUUCCCCCAAAAGAGACCUGGGGGCGGCGGGGGGAUACCGGCGGGACCUCUCCCCCAGGAGGGGGCACCUCUCGCUGCUCUCCCCUCUCUCUCGACCCACGUCUCCAGCGGGAAGGGACUACAAGCGCGACCUCUCGCCAAGAGGCCGCCACAGGGGCGUGAUCCGGCCUCUGUCCCCUCGCAGGGGACUCCACCAGCACCUCCUCCACCAGAGCCAGCAGAGCGGAGCGAGGGGCCUGAGGGCGACGCUGGGUCCGGCGGAGUUCGUCCCUGUGGGUCGUCGCAGGACCAGCGCGGAAAUGGAAACGGAGCAUCGUCCAGAUUCACCGUCGCUAGGGGAACAGCGCCACGCCAGUAGCUAUGGUAACCAGUCCAGCCCUCCUCACCAGGUCCUGUUCAGUCACCUUCCUCUUCACUCUCAACUCCAGGUGCGCUCGCCGUACCCAAUGGUCCCGAUCGGAGGGAUCCAGAUGGUUCACCCCGUCCCCUCGUCGGUCACCACGCCGCUGGCCCAGCAGGCCACGCCCCGCCCGACGCUGCAGAGGAGCACGUCGGAGGACGGCGACGCUGCUUCCCCACAUUUCACCUCCUUCAUCGAGAGGGGAGGACGAGGAGGAGGAAGAGGAGGAGGAGGAGGACGAGAGUGGGGGAGGGAGUCGUCCUCGCAGGGCAGGGAGGGAGGGGGAGUGAGGAGGGAGCAGGAGGAGGGCGUCCGGACCUGCACCAACGCCAUCGCCUCACUCUGCAUCGACUCCUCCGAGGAGCCUGCGGAGCGAGGGGGAGGAGGACGCAGGGUGGAUGAACGUAAAGAUGGAGGCCGAGCUCCGUCCUCCUUCUCGUCCUCCCCCGACUCCCAACAGCAACGUAACCGCUCGCCGUCCGUCUCCACGACGCCGCCCUCCCCUCGCCCUUCGCCUCCUCCUGGGAUUCAGCACUUUAGCGGCCUGGAGCUCCGGCCCCCUCACCCCCCUCACCCCUCCUCUCCUCACCCCUCCUCUCCUCACCCUCCUCAUCCUCCUCACUCCUCCUCUCCUCAUCCCGUACGGUUCAAAGUUCCAGUGACGUCAGCUCCUGGUCAGCCGGCGCCUCCUGGUGGUCAGCUCCUGGUCAGCCGGCGCCUCCUGGUGGUCAGCUCCUGGUCAGCCGGCGCCUCCUGGUGGUCAGCUCCUGGUGGUCAGCUCCUGGUCAAACGGGCGCCUCCUGGUGGUCAGCUCCUGGUCAGCCGGCGCCUCCUGGUGGUCAGCUCCUGGUGGUCAGCUCCUGGUCAGCCGGCGCCUCCUGGUGGUCAGCUCCUGGUCAGCCGGCGCCUCCUGGUGGUCAGCUCCUGGUGGUCAGCUCCUGGUCAAAAGGGCGCCUCCUGA